UCAGGGCAUCUUUCAACCUCAGCACUGGCUCUGAAUGUCCCCAUACUCUCAGCCAACAGAAGCUUUGUUGUUAAAUGUCAGAGGCUCUUUCUUUGGGCUGAAAUGAAGCUUAAUUAGGCCUGCUGACUCCUCCCCCUUAUCCGUGGAAGUACAUCAAAUGUAUAAAUCUCUGCUUCGUCCCCUCUACCUUGGCACUCACACAGAAAUCAGUCUCAACUGGAUGAUUGUUUCCACUUCUCCCUCUGGAAGGUGAAAAGCAUUAGCCGUCAAGAUGUGUAGGGGUUUGGCUGCAUUGCCCAGUACUUGCAUUGAGAGGGCCAAAGAGAUGAAAGUUCACCUGGGACAAUUUCUGCACAAAUCGAAAGCCAUUGGUGACUUUGACAAUCUUUCUCCUGUCAAACAAGACAAAGUUACAAAAAUCGCCAAACCCAGUGCUGAGGACACACUCCAAGGAGGUCAGCUCUUCGAGAAGCUCCUGGCUAACAAACAUGGUGUGGCUGCGUUCCGUGCAUUUCUUUGCUCUGAAUUCAGCGAGGAGAACAUUGACUUCUGGCUUGCCUGUGAAGAUUACAAGAACACAAAGACCAGCUCCAAACUCAUGCUCAAAGCCCAGAAGAUUUACGAUGAUUUUGUCAAAGUCCAGGCACCAAAGGAGGUGAACCUUGACUCACUGACCAGAGUAAUCGUGACCAGAAACUUGACCAAUCCCAACAACUCCUGCUUCCAAGUGGCCCAGGAGAGAACGUACAGUUUGAUGGAGAAAGAUUCCUUUCCCAGGUUCCUGAAGUCAAACGCAUUCUUUGAUUUGCUUAAAUACAUAUAGAAGUGAGAUGUCCUGCCGUGGGUUCGAUCCUUCUGUGUCUCAAGUCAUUCAGCAUUUCACUUUUCAGGCACUUGCUCUAGUUUUAGCCAAUUACUGCAGAUAUCAUUUGCUUAGUUUCAGCAAACUAUGUAGAUGCCUCAGUAGCCAUUUUGAGAUGCCCAGGCCUGCCAUCCCAGGGGGAAUGUUGUGAGAUUGAGAGAUAAUUGUGACCCAAUCCUGUCCUGUCUUAGAUUCAAGGAAGGUUAAAGGAUUUUUUUUUAAAUGUGCAGUCGAUGCAAUUAAACCCAGGAAACACAACCACAAUCACUUUGCAUGCACCAUUUGCAAAAAUUGAUGACAAGCUUGCGGUCUGUCUGUUAGUUCUUUUCCCGAGCUUUCGCACACAAAAUGCAAAUUGCACACACCAACUUCUGCAAACUGUUAAACUUUAUUAAAGCUUGUACAAGCUAGGUAACCUCUCUGAUACUCUUCGCGGGCAUGCCAAGUCGAGUCAAAAGAGAGACCCCAAAUAAAGAAAAUACAUCCCCUUUAUACAAGUCAGUUGGCAAUGUUACAGAUGCUCUGGCCAUUCCCUCAUUGUCACAUGCCACUCAAGACAAUCCCAAGUCACUCACAACCACAUGUUACCCUAGGUACAAUGGCAGGAUGAGAUCAUCCAUGGAGAUAAUGCAAAUGCUAAUGCCCUAAUCCUGCAUUCGUUAUGCAGCCAAUUUCCUGACUCAGUGUUUCUGCAAGACAAUACAGAUGCUGCAUACUUAGCUUCAUGGGAUGGCCAGAAAGCAUUGCUGAAUGGAAGAGAUUGAAUGAUAGUUUAACUUGACAAUAGCAAGGGAGAGCUGAAAAUGUGUUUCUGGAAAAGCACAGCAGGUCAGGCAGCAUCCAAGGAACAGGAAAUUCAAUAUUUCGGGCAUAAGCCCUUCAUCAUCAUCAUCAUCCUGUGCAGUCCUCACUUUCUCCUCAAUAGCAAGGGAGAGUAAUGGCAAAUAACCAUCUAAUUGGAAUGGAGGUCACUUGCAUUCCUUCAUGACUGUCAUCCCCACCCAAGGACAGUGCAGGUUAACCCUUUAAUAUUAAUGUCCAGAGAGAUAGUCCCAUUUAAUGUUUAAAAUUACAUGUCGAUGUAGUUAAAUAAAGUGAGCAUUGCAAUGACUUUAAUUGACUGAUAUUGGUAAUAGUCAUUGAGACUUUGAAAGAUAAUGUUGGGAACAGUGCCGAAAAGGAUUCAGAACUGGCCCCAUUGGCCUCACCAACCUGGAAUUGAUUUCAAUAUCACUUAACUAACAUCUGUCUGCAGAAAUGAGGCCAAGCUUCCUGUUGCCUGCAGCUUCAACACGUAACUGUGUUCCCUGGCCAAUAUCUCUGUCUCAGACUUACUGUAGGGGUCCAGCUCAACACACUUGAAGAACAGCAUCUGGACUCAAUCUCGAGUUCAAUAAUUUUAUGAACUUAAUCCCCACACUCCGAGCCUUGUUUUCACAUGGACUGCUACCAUUGCUAAUAAUUCCUUGUAAGCCAUUAAUGGUCUCCAUCAGGAGCUACUGAUUAUCCCAGGUUACCUUUUUACCUCUACUAUUGUUUUCUCUCUCAAUCUGAGCUCCAUCUCCACCUAAGGUUGCUUCCUACAACACCAACCGUCCUUUUGGGUUUUAUUUAGCGUUUUUCAGAGGGAUUGGAGGUCAUGUUGAACUAAGGAGGUUGGUCUGUCGGUGGCCGUCGCCAACCGUUCAGUUGCUAGUCUUCAAUCAUUGGCUGGUUAUGAUGUCAUUCCAUCGAAACUAUCUCCAGAUUGGUUGGUGAUUUCCUCACGCGCCACUCCCCCUCCUCCCCCCGCCCGCCGGUGAAAUAACGGACAUUCCCUCAGGUUGGGAGUGGUGGACAAAAUGGCUGCCAUGUACCCAUUCCCGCCAUUUUGGCAUCACGUGGAAGUUGCUGAGGUAAAGUGCCCUCCAUUUCGAGGCCCCCCGGUCUUCGCGGUUUGACCUGUGCGUCGGUUCGCUAACGGGCGUGGUCGAAGCCGAGGGUGAGUGACGGCGUCGAGAGACACUUCGCAGGUCACGUUAGCUUCGUUUACACCAGCAGCCCACCCGUUAGCAAUGCGCUCUCUCUCUCACUUUGGGGGAAUGGCGUGAGAUUUCGAGGAAUAAUUUCUACCCAGCCCCGUCCCUGACGGGGAAAUCAAAGUUUGAAGGGUUUUUGAAAAAAAAAGUGUCAACCAGAUCAAUGCGUAAAACAAUUUUAUUGUAGAGAGCAUAUUUUGGAACAUGUUCUUCAAGAGCUAUAAUGCUGUUGAUUGCGGAAUAAAUACUGCAUGCUGAUCUCUGUGUGGACACCAUUGGGAAACAGUGAGUCUUCAACCCUGAUUAACAAUAUCCAGAUUCAUGUAACAAAACGUAGAGAGGCUGGGAAUAAACCUUGAAUAGGACUACACAUCCUGAAUAGAACUAUUUGGAAUCACCAGUGUAAGGUAUCCGGUUAAAAUUGUAUAGAAUAAGGGAACAGGUGUUGCUUCUGCAAAAACUUGCAUCAUAAAAUUAGGCUGCACAUGCAAAUACUAAACAAUGAGAAGCGAAAACAGGUAGAAUUACCUAUGACUAAUAGGGCAACCGUGUAGCGGGAUGUACCAGUAACAGGAGAAUAGUGUACUAGUCGCAGGAGGGAUGUGGCCAAUGGUUGGAAUUUAGUUUGGCAGGAUGAUCACACGAAGACAGCAAACUAUGCCAGGAUAGUCACAUAUAAGGAAUGGGAUAAAUAAGAGUAAGACGCGAAAGGCUUAGAGUAAUGGGAGAAGUAAACAGAGGUGGAGUGAAGCUAGAGCUUGUGAUAGACUACGCGCUACAGCAAAAGUAACCAAUGGGGUGAAAGGGGAGGACUGAGAGACGCAGCUGAACUGCAUAAAUCAGAAUGUAACCCUCAGAUCGAGGUGCUUACUCGUUAGGCACCCGUUCUUGCAAAUAUGUAUCAAUAAAAUUUGCUGCUUCAGAAUUU
Messenger RNA from Hemiscyllium ocellatum (epaulette shark), 3808 nucleotides. RefSeq names its product regulator of G-protein signaling 5-like. Lineage: Eukaryota; Metazoa; Chordata; Chondrichthyes; Orectolobiformes; Hemiscylliidae. The record is from RefSeq and is a predicted model, not a curated record. The transcript has 5 exons. The coding region runs from base 272 to 823 and encodes 183 amino acids.